Molecule: messenger RNA, 657 nt
Organism: Hirsutella rhossiliensis
Lineage: Eukaryota; Fungi; Ascomycota; Sordariomycetes; Hypocreales; Ophiocordycipitaceae
Product: cytidine and deoxycytidylate deaminase zinc-binding domain-containing protein
Exons: 1
Coding region: 1-657 (218 amino acids)
Molecular function (GO): catalytic activity
Source: RefSeq, a predicted model, not a curated record
AUGCUCUCGUCUCUCCUGGGAGUCGUGGAAAACUCCAUUGUUCCAGUUACCCGCCAUGGCGUCGCAUCCGGCUCACCUCUCUUCGGCGCCGCAAUCCUAUCACGCUCCAACCUCAGCGUGCUGACCGUGGCCACGAACAACGGGCGAGUCUCGCCGCUGCUGCAUGGCGAGCUGAACUGCAUCCAGCAGUUCUAUACCAGUACAUUCCCCGACCCUUCGUGUCGUCCCGACCCGCGCAACGACACCAUAUUCCUCGCGACGCACGAGCCGUGCAGUCUUUGCCUAAGCGCGAUUGCGUGGGCUGGGUUUGGCGAGUUUUACUACCUCUUCAAGUACGAGGAGACUCGGGAUCUAUUCGGGUUUCCCGAUGAUAUCAAUAUACUGGAAGAGGUGUUUCGAGUAAGAGGAAACGACACCGAGGAGCAAGUGCAGCAGCGCGAGCUAUACAACGCGGAAAACAAAUUCUUCAAGGGGAUGUCCAUUGCAGACAUGGUACAGGAAACCGAUGAAGGAGAGAGGGACAGGCUGGCUGAGGAAAUGAAACGGGUGAAGGGUUUAUACGACGAUUUGCACGCCACGUUCUUGACGGAAAAGGACCGGCUUCAAAAAGACCAGGCGGAUGCGCCGAAGCCUUCCAACUGUUCUUUGCCUGCUUAG